This is a messenger RNA of Larimichthys crocea (large yellow croaker), 6408 nucleotides long. Its product is annotated as neuropilin-1a. The transcript is spliced from 18 exons. Lineage: Eukaryota; Metazoa; Chordata; Actinopteri; Sciaenidae. The record is from RefSeq and is a predicted model, not a curated record. Gene Ontology annotation, molecular function: vascular endothelial growth factor receptor activity; semaphorin receptor activity; vascular endothelial growth factor binding. Gene Ontology annotation, cellular component: axon; plasma membrane; focal adhesion. Gene Ontology annotation, biological process: response to wounding; vasculogenesis; positive regulation of filopodium assembly. Bases 697 to 3570 code for a protein of 957 amino acids.
AUGCGUCGGGGAGCGCACAGAGGGCGCACCGGUGUCAGUCAGUUGUGCUCCAGCCCCUCGUAACGGUCGGGUCGCUGCUGGGUUUUUGCGCGCAAGCGGCGUCUUGAGAAGCAGCAGGAAUUUUUUUCUUUUUUGGACAGGAGGGGGGUGGAGUGGAAAUUCCGCUGUUACUUUCACGGCUCGCCUCGUAUUUCUGACAUUUCUGCUGUGGCGGUCAGACAGCCGCUGCGAUCGGAGAGAGACAGACAGAGACAGAGAGGGAGAGAGAGACGGACUGAAAUAAGGAGUAAAGAUCUGGAGAGCAGCGCACAGAACGCCGGUUAACAACCGAUUUCUCUCCGUUUUUAAAUCCUCCACUUGGGAAGUACGUCCACCUCUCCUCUCCCGUUUGGUGCCAGAAGUGAGAGGUUUGAUCAAGAAUCGAGGGGAGCGCACAGCUUUUUCUUUUCGAACGGAUAUUUUCUCUCAUUUUCCUGCGUUUGGAUUAUUUUCUUCUUCCAAGGAGAUGGCAAGUUGCUCCCUGACAGACGCGGGGAUCUGCUGCUGCUGCUGCUGCUGAAGCUCGCAGGGAUGCUGGGGACCCGACAACAAGCAGAUCUCUUACUUUGAGAGAAUUUACGCAUCAUUUCUUUUUUGGAACCUAACACACCCGAGGACGUUUUUUUUUCCUCCUUCUUCCCGUUUUUCUUUUCCAGAAUGUCUCUCAGUCUAAGGAUGCGUAGUGGAUUGCUAUUGUUCCUUUUCGCCCAAGUCAUCUUGGUUUCCUCGUUGACUCAGACCGAUAAAUGCGGGGGGAAUAUAGAGAUACACACCGCGGACUACCUGACCUCCCCGGGCUAUCCUGGAGCCUACCCGCCCUCCCAGCAGUGCGUGUGGGUCAUAACAGCACCUGAGCCCGGUCAGAAGAUCCUCAUCAACUUCAAUCCGCAUUUUGAUCUGGAGGACAGAGACUGCAAGUACGACUACGUGGAGGUGUACAAUGGUGGGGACGAGCAGUCGCCCAUGUUGGGAAAGUUCUGCGGGAAGAUCGCGCCGUCUCCGAUCAUCUCAAGCGGCAGCCAGCUCCUCAUCAAGUUUGUCUCUGACUACGAGACGCACGGGGCGGGAUUCUCCGUUCGCUACGAGGUCUUCAAGACAGGUCCAGAAUGUUCCAGGAACUUUACGGCUCCCAGAGGCGUCGUCAAGACGCCGGGUUUCCCGGAGAAGUACCCCAACAACCUGGACUGCACCUUUAUGAUCUUCGCCCCCAAGAUGUCCGAGAUUGUGGUGGAGUUUGACAGCUUCGACAUGGAGCCUGACACCACGCCGCCGCCGGGCGCGCUCUGCCGAUACGACUGGCUGGAGAUCUGGGACGGCUUCCCUGCAGUUGGUCCCCACAUUGGCCGGUACUGUGGCCAGACGUCCCCGGGCCGUGUGAUCUCCUACACCGGCAUCCUGUCCAUGACCAUCACCACUGAUAACGCCAUCGCCAGAGAGGGAUUCUCCGCCAACUACACCAUCCGUGAGAGGAGCCUUCCCCCGGGCCACGAAGAUGAGGCUUUCACCUGUAUGGAGCCGCUGGGCAUGGAGUCUGGGGAAAUCUCCUCGGAGCAGAUCACCGCCUCCUCUCAGUAUAACUCCAACUGGUCCCCCGAACGCUCACGUCUCAACUACCAGGAGAACGGCUGGACGCCCUCGGACGACACCAUCAGGGAGUGGAUACAGGUGGAUCUGGGUUUUCUACGAUUCGUCACCGCCAUCGGGACGCAGGGUGCCAUCUCGAAAGAGACCAAGAAGCGUUACUUUGUCCGCUCGUACAAAAUCGACGUGAGCUCCACCGGAGAGGACUGGGUCACCGUGAAGGAGGGAUCAAAGCCGAAGAUCUUUCAGGGGAACCACAACCCGACGGACGAGGUUCACGCCUUCCUGCCCAAACAGACUCUGGCUCGUUACGUCCGCAUCCGUCCUCUUUCCUGGGAGCAAGGCAUCUGCAUGCGCUUUGAGAUCUACGGCUGCAGAACAUCAGAUUACCCAUGUUCAGGGAUGUUGGGGAUGGUGUCGGGUCAGAUCUCAGACGCUCAGAUCAGCGCCUCGUCGUACGCCGACCGCGGCUGGGUGGCUGAAAACUCACGCUUGUUGACGGGGAGGUCGGGCUGGACCGGGCAGCAAACCAAACAGCCCUUCAGGAACGAGUGGCUACAGGUGGAUCUGGGCCAGGACAAGAUGGUGAGCGGCGUGGUGAUCCAGGGAGGGAAACACCGCGACAGGAACGUCUUCAUGAAGAGGUUUAAGGUGGGACACAGCCUGGACGGAGAGGUCUGGACCAUUAUCAAGGACAACGCCACCAAGCCCAAGAUAUUCAUCGGGAAUCAGAACCACGACACCCCAGAGUUGAGAUCGACGGGUCCCCUGCUGACCCGCUUCAUCAGGAUCUACCCAGAGAGAGCCACCAACGAGGGCCUGGGCCUCCGCCUGGAGCUGCUGGGCUGCGAGCUGGACGACAUUACAACUACAGCACCUCCCACCACGCCCAUCGCCUCCACGCUUCCCAUGACCACGUUCGGAGCGACCACCACAGCGCCGAUCACCAUCCCCAGCACGACCCCGGGUUCGGACUGCGAGGAAGGACACCCGGACUGCUUCGGCGAGACCGAGGCACCCGAUGACUACGAAGCAGUGACGGCAGGAGGCGCCACAGCGGUCGACCCCAUCAUAGACUUCAUACCAGCGUACGUGUGGUUCGCCUGCAACUUUGACUUCUCGUCGUUCUGCGGUUGGUCCAGAGAGACCGGGACCGGCGCCGCGUGGCUCAUCCAGACCAACGGAGCACCUUCCGUCCACAGAGGGCUGAACCUCGACCACACAGGCAGACCCGGGAACUUCAUCUACAUGCAGCUGACCGACACGGACGUGCCAAGUAAAACCGGAGAGGAUGAUGUUGAAGAGAAGAAGGCGGCGAGGUUGGUCAGCCCACCCAUCACGGCGCCGGAGGCCGACCUUUGCAUGUCCUUCUGGUAUCACAUGUACAGCGAGCACCCGGGGGCGCUUCACAUCAAGCAGAGGAAGGAGGCGGAGGUGGAGGUGGAGCAGACGAUGUGGACGGUCAGCGGUCAGCAGGGCAAGCAGUGGAGGGAGGGACGAGUCUUACUGCCACACUCGAGCGGAUCAUAUCAGGUGAUCGUUGAGGCCGUCGCAGACAGACACAGUCCAGGUCACAUAGCCGUGGACAACAUCCAGAUCAUAGAUGGACUCCAUGCUGGGGACUGCAAAGAUCCAGAAGUUCCGACGUCUCCGCCAACUGAGAUCUUCAUCCUACCGAUGGACUCCCUCCCACAGAGCAACGGCGACCUCGGCGGCCCCGGCAACAUGCUGAAGACCCUCGACCCCAUCCUCAUCACCAUCAUCGCCAUGUCCGCGCUGGGCGUCUUCCUGGGCGCCAUCUGCGGCGUCGUCCUCUACUGCGCCUGCUCGCAGGGCAGCAUGACGGACAGGAACUUAUCCGCCCUGGAGAACUAUAACUUUGAGCUGGUGGACGGCGUCAAGCUAAAGAAGGACAAGAUGAACGGACAGACUAACUACUCAGAGGCGUGAGCGGCCAAAAAAAAAGGUGGGAGACGGAGCCGCGUUCGCUCCGCACGGACACGUGAUGCAGCCAAUCAAGCGGGGAAGAAAACAAGGGGCUGAAGCCACCGAUGGGACGGCAGGGUGGGCUGAAAGUGAGCCAAUGUCAUUUUUUUUUCUCAGGAGCGGCAGUGGAAGGGACUGACCUGCAGGGGGCACUGUGUAUAAAGAAUCUGUACAGCAAAAAAAAAAAAAAAAAGAAAGAAAACUAAGGAUUCUAUUUGUUUUUCGGCGUGCUUUGUUGAUUUCAUGUAAUCACAUGCUGGUGUUGAGACCAAUUCAGAUGAAAGUAUCGUUUGUGUACUAUUAUGGAAAGAUAAGAUUUGAUUUUUAUUUGUUUUUAUUUCUUGUCUGAUUUUUAUUUUUAUUUUUCAGUCACAGAAAGAGCGGAGUGUGUGAAAACUCUGAUAUGUGGCCGAUUAGCUGGCCACACAUCCCUGUGAGUGUGUGUGAGACAAUGUGUGUGUGUGUUACAUUCAUAUACAUCUGCAUUUAAGGUGUGAAUGUUACACUCAUGUUUAUCUGUGUACAUGAAGUGUGUGUGUGUGUGUGUGAAGGUGGGUACCAUCGUGACCUGUGUCUAGUUCCGACAGUGCCUUUUUCUUUUUUUUUCCUCCAGUGUUUCUGUUGCCUUGUUUUCUCAUCGACUGGCGUUACAUCAGGGUUCCUACGCAAACAUUUGGAAAACCAGAUUCUGGUUUUUACAUGAUCUGACGAUCUUCUUACCUCCCUGAGAAGAUCAACGUCGUAGGAGCCCUUGAACGCCUCGUUUUUUUUCACGGCACAUGACACAUCCGACAUAUUGUACAUAGGUUUUAAUAUAUUUGAGCGCCCUUUUUUUCUAUAGAAGAAGACACCAGUGCCGCAGUAUCCUUUCUGUGUUUGAACCACCCCCAACAACGAAAUUCAUAAAAAAUGUACAGAACAUUUCAACAAACUUGUUUCUGUGAUCUGGUCCUCGCCAAUUUGUCAAGUUUGUUUGUAUUUUUUUGUUUGUUUCUUGUUCCGGGAACGGGCGAAAUGGAUUUUUUGAGAUUACGGAGAGAUGAUGCCUCAUGGGAAGUGAUGUUUUUUUGUUGUACAGGGUAAAAACGGACAACCUCAGUAAAGAUGGCGACAGCACGUUCAAAGGAAGGAUCAUCGGGACUGAAGCGUUUUAUAUGACUGCUAACUUUUCUCACCGCCGCACGCGAUGACUGUAAGAAGCUGAAAGUGUGUCGAGCAAGUCCUGUCCGAAAGACUUUCAUCGAGCUGACGUGGACUGAAAAAAACAAAAACAAGAUUUAAUGUUUGCCAUGACAAUGCUGUGCUCUGUGUCUGUGUUCUUUUUCUUUUUCCUGUGUUGACUAUCAGAGGAGAAAUCUUUGAAGGAUCUUUAACGGAGAAAAAUGAUGUUUAACAACCACAACAGGUGACUAAUAACUGAUCACGCUGUCCAGUCCUUGUCCAUUUCCCUUCAGCUAAAGUGACACAAGAUGAGUUUACAGGCUAACAAGAGCGGAGAGAAUCGUGUCAUCAGCGAAAAGACUGAUUUUCUUUUUUCACGUUUUGUCCUGUGAGGUCCUGCAGCAGCUCGAUUUGCAUUUUUACUCAUCACUAAGCAUUGAUUUAGCCUAAAUGCUGAUCUGCGUAGAUCGGCGCCCUGAACAUCAGAUCCUGGAUCAGUUCCACCAGUUUUUUUAAUAAAUCUGCUUGAUUGUUUUUUAAGUGGAAAAAUUUGGGUUUAAAAACUUGCAAACUUCUGAAUAUUGUGCUAAUGAUUCUGCUUUGUUGUGUUUUUUAAGCUUCUGUAGCUAAAUGUGUUGUGAUACUGGUCACUUGUUCAUAGCACUGUAUAGGUGGAUAAAGGAGGGUUGAGCGAUGAGAAGCCAGACAGAAACAACCUUUGUUGAAGCUGAUGGUCGGCGGCUCCUGUUGCACUGUGGAAGUUAAAUCUGCCCGUCUUUCUUUUAAAUGUAGCACUACGUGAGCUCAAAAUGUGAAGUCAGUGGUCGACAUAGCAUCAGUUCGAAAUGAAAUCCAACUCCUCGAUCAGGUCGCAGUCUGGAGACGUUAACGAGAUGUUCACUAUUAGCUCUUGAUGAAUCACACUGGUUGUUUUUCCUCAGCAAAAAAAAAAAAAUCAACUCCACGUGAAGCAGAGCGGGAUGUUUCGAAAGUUUCAGACGUCGAUGAAGCUCCCACCCUACCCCCCUGUUUUUUUUUUUUUAGACAAGAAAGGAUGCUGCAGCACAAGAUGUGAAAACAAAUGUUGCACUGAUAUAUUUAAAAUGAAAAAAAAUCUGUGUUUAUGAUGUUGAUUUAUGAAAAGACAGAGAGGAAGAGAGGCGAGGAAGGAGAGGACAGUGUUAUUGUUGCUUCUUUUUUUUUUUUAAACAUGGUUUCAGAUGUCGGUGUUAUAAUUCUGAAAAUUUUCAGACGUUUUCGUUCUCGAAAAAGCUUCUAUGCGUCUCUUUGAAACGUAACAAGUUUUAUUUACUUGGUAUAAUAUCACCUUGUGUUUUUCUCACUGAUGUACGUGCCAUUGUUUUUUUUGUUUUUUAUGUUCAGUACUGCUUCUGUAAUUUUUUGCUGUCUCAGAUCCAGAAAAAAAAAGAAAAAAGAAAAAAACAAAACAAGAAAGGAAAUAAGGAAGUUUAAAAAAACAAAACAAAUGGAAAAGCAGUGAGGCCUUACGUGACUAAAAGUAUUGUUUGUACUUUGACUUUCUGGUCAGCGCCCAGACUCAUCUCGUCUCUGUUGUCUCAGACUCUGAUCAUUGACUAUUACAUUCCAAAGAAUUGGAUCAAAUAAAUGUUUUAAGUAAAA